Molecule: messenger RNA, 7217 nt
Organism: Catharus ustulatus (Swainson's thrush)
Lineage: Eukaryota; Metazoa; Chordata; Aves; Passeriformes; Turdidae
Gene: PRMT2IP
Product: chromosome 12 C15orf39 homolog
Exons: 8
Coding region: 2667-5798 (1043 amino acids)
Source: RefSeq, a predicted model, not a curated record
AACACCUCCCAGCUCCUGAGGCUCUCCUGGAACUGAUGUCAGCAGUGGCCACUUGUGUUUGGGAGGAGCUCAUGGAAUGUGCAAGAAUUGUCUGAUCCAAGGAGGUCUCCAUCCAAGUGGCACCAAGAAUGCCCCAGGGAGAUCGGGCAUCAUUGUGGAGAUCAUGCAAAGCAGGACAAGCUUUGAAAGCCAAGAGAAGGAGGAGGAGAUCCCUGGGUGUCACUGAGCAUUUCCUCCAGGCCUGGCUGAUGCAAUGCACUGAAAAUUGCUGUGUGAGAAGAGAGGUGUCUGAAGGUGAUGAAUGGCUUUGCUAUGUUUGCCAAGCAGAUGUUUUCCUUUGAUGGGCACCAAAACACCUGGGCUUGCCCUUCCUGGUUGGAAGAGUGAAAUUCCCUCAAAAGGCUCACAAAUACAGGCCAAAGCAGUAGUUUCAGGAGAAAAAGAGGAAGGCUGGAGGUGCCAUUGCAGAGGAGGGGAGAGGCCAGGCUCAGCAGUCUGAGCAGGUUUGAUGCCUCAGCAAGGAGCUGCUUGAGAUCAUCUGAGUCACUAAGACAGAGAUGAACCACAGGAGAAGUUGAGAGAGGGAAGUCACGGGGAAAAAGAGCAAACGAGCAGGUAUUUGCUGAGACAACAGGUAGAAAUUCCUCUCUUUUUGCCAGAGAAAUGUGAGAAAACGUUGUUGAAAUUUAGCUUUCAGAGUCCAGCUGGAUGCCUGGCAGCAGAGAUGUGGCCAAGCAGGGAUGAGGAAAGGUAUUUCUUGAGCAAAGUUAUGUAAAUGUAUGAGCCAACUCAAGCUAAAAGGUAUUAUCUGCCAUUUCGAGGGAAUUGUGAGUCUGUUCAGUGAGGUAAAAAUGAACACUGACACUUUUAAUGCCCAUAACUCCAAAUAACUGUAUUAUCUCCAAGCUGUAUUAUCCACCCAUUUACUUGUUUUAGUACAUAAUAACUAUCCUGUGUGGCACACUAAUAUAUAACAUCUCAUAAUUGAAUGCAAUAACCAUCCUCUAAUUGCAUUACCAAAGGAAAUAUUAAUGGCAACACCUGAUCGAUGAGCUCCAGACAAAACAGUGGUAUGUAAACUUGGGAGCCAAGGGACUGGGAAUUCAGUGCCAGCUCCUCCCAGAUCCUUGUUUUCUUUGCUGCUGCCACAAAACUGCUAUAAAUUAAAGCUGUAAGUGGAAAAUAAUGCUUGUGAGGCCAGGGAGAGGAGUAUUCAAACCCUGCUUUCUCAUGAAUUAAGUAAUAAAAAAGCAGGAUUAUUUCUUUUUCACUUAGAAAUCUUUAUUUCUCACUGCCUGAGGGAGCUGAGCUUCUGCCACUGCUUCACGGCCUUGGGCAACGCACUUAAUCUGCCAGGAUCUGUGUCACUGGGUUAAUCAUAUUUACGUGCCUUUUAUGAGUGUUAAUGAUUAGUCCGGGAAUGUUUGCAUGGACUUUUCCAGACGCGACUCCUCAGAUGAACGCUCCGUGUUGAUGCUUGGGGCUGGCGGGGUUAAAUCCAGGAGGAGGGGCUCUGUUUUGGGGCGGGGAGUGACUCUGACGGGGCUCAGGAGCCAUCCGAGACUGCCAGCGGAUCCGUGGCUCUGCACACGAGAUGGGAAAGCGAUUUCCUGUGGACACAGAAAUUUUCUGUGGGCUCUGCCUGGGAAAGGCGUCUCUGUGCUCUCUAAGGGGGGAGCUCCUGUUUCACAGGGAAUCCCCACCAUGCAUGGGCUGCGAUGCAGGAUCCUCUUCAUGGGGACCGCCGGUGUCACCGAAAUUAGGAAAUAAAACUCCUUAACACCGAUGGAGUUGUAAAAAGUAGAUGUUAUUAUUCGGACGGGGCGGGUGACUCCACCUAAGGUGUGUUCACGGCUCAAGAUGAGCACAGUUCAUCAGAAAAUGUUACAUAUGAAGGUUUUCGCUGUCGGGGUGAGUUGUGCACGUGGGUUUUUUUGAACAAUUUGUUUCUCAGGCUGCCCGGACUGGGCGGCACGGAAUUGUUACCGAGCCCUCGACGUUGCACAGCCACACCACGUUCCUCGAACCGUGACUUGGCCGCCAAUCCCUGCACCGGGGGGUCCCCUCCUGUAAUUGGGGUGACCCCCCUGUUGGGCACUGCGUGUGAGAGAGGGGUCCCUCCCUGAUGGGGAGAGUUCCCUUGAUGUCGCUCCUCCCUAAUCAAUGGAGGAUGGUUCCUAGUGGGGGCUGCCCCUUCACUGGGGGUCCACACAGUGGGGUCCUUUUAAUGAGGCACCCUACAAUGAGGGCUGCCCCUAACAACCGCGGGCUCGCCCCUCCAGAACGGGGGGCUCGCCGCAGUGGGAGUGUCCCCACAAGGCGGGGGAUGUCCCUGCCCCAGAGUCCCCGCUCCGAGCCCGCAGCAGCUCAGCGCACAUGUGCCUGAGCUGUCCUCUCCUGUCCCGUCCCGUCCCCUCCCCUCCUCCGCCCGGCCCACACGCACACCCAGCCCUCUCCUGCUCCUUCUCCACCUCCUCCUCCUCCUCCUCCCACUUCCUCUGCACAACGCGGGCUGCCUGCCGAGGAGGCGAGCGGCUCCCCCCGUUGUCCCCGUCCGUGCCGAGCCCGCAGCCGAGCCCGUAGCGAUGCGCCGGGGGAGGCACCGCGCCGCAGCCGCAGGCAGGCCAGCUCACCUCUCCUGUGUGGACACCACCACCGAUGUAUAAAUGGCCUCAAAACGGUACUCGGAGUCUGUGAAUCCCAUGAUAUUCAACAAGCUACCUCAUCUGGAGCCCGCUGCCAGCUUCCUGCCCAGAAAAAUCUCUGGCACAUCCAGCCCUGUGCCCCACCCCACCUCUGAAAACCAUUUCAGCUACAAGGCCUCCUACUUUGCCUGCCUGCUGCAGAGUCCCGAGGGUCCUGAGCAGCCCCCGGCUGGCUGGAGCCCCGUGCCCACCUACCUGCACCACAGCCCUGGUGCCCUGGGCCAGCCUGUGCCAGCUGAGGAGCCACUGCUGGGCUUCCCACUGCACCCACCAGAGAGCCCAGGCACCCAGAACAGCAAGGACAGGCUGAGCCAGAAGCAGCUGAUGCCCAGGAAGAAGCUGGAAAGACCCAGGUGCCCGUUGCCGGUGAAGAAGCCGCUGCUGCUGAAGAAGGCAGCCCCCCUAGCAGUCCCCACACCGGUGUACGGAGCCCCCGCCUCCUUCCUGGCUCCCAGGAUGGCUCUGCUACUGGGAGCACAAGCACAGAGCCUCCAGCAGCGACCAGGGGAGGCAAACUGGGCCCUGCCCCCUGCCACUCACCCUCUGCACCCUGGUGAGCCCCACAAGACUAGUCUCUGCUCUGACCACAGCCUUGUGUCGCUGCCAUCCAGCCUGGCCCUGCCUUCCAAGGAGCAGCUGGGCUCCUCCACUGCCUUAUCCCACUGCUGUGUCACCUUUGAUAAGUACAGGCCAUCCCCCAGCAGCCCAGCAUCCCCCAGCUUGGACCCCUGGCCCAAGCUCCAGCCCCCUGAUGCCAGCCCAGUGACCCGGGAGAGGUCAGCAAUGUGCUACCCACCCCCCCAUUACCCGCUGUCAUCUCACAGAGCUGGCCUCCUCUACCACCCCUCAGCUCCCAUUGUGGGGGAGCCCAGUGCCCUGCCUCCCUUUGGCUACAUGGGAAGCAGGGAGCCCUUUCUGAGCGCCUACCUCAAGCCCCAAGCCCCCAGGAGUUACUUUCCCAGCCCCAUGGAGCCCUACAUGCAGAGCACAGCGGGUGCCAGGCUGGGGGUGGUGCUGAGAGAUGCUGAGCCACCCAGGGAUGCUGAGCUGCCCAGGAACACGGGAUACCCAGGGUUUGCCAUCAGCCCGGGCGAUGCAUCUGUGUUUCACACCUCCUUUCCCAGCAUGGAGCCGGGGUGUGAGCAGCAGGGGGCAGACAGUCCGCAGUGGAGAGCAGCACCGAGACACAUCAGCGCUUUCCAGCCUUUCUGCACCUCAGAGAAGCUUUCUGGGGGCUCCAGUGUGCUCGCUGAGACAUUUCCUGAGAGAGGAGGAAGCUGGGAGAGACCCAGGCAAGAGGAGGAGGAGUCCCUGUACCCAGGGAGGAAGAACAGCAGCCUGGCCCCUCAGGAUAUCCCCUGUGGGGGACCAGGGGAAGGAAAUGGCUACGAGGUCAAGGAUCCAGCCAAGGAGCUCAUCCGCCCUUCUCCCUCCGUUACCCCCACCAGGGGGCUGGAAGACCUGAGGGACACCAAGGCUUUGUCAUCCUCCCCACCCAUGCCUGUGAUCCACAACGUCUUCAGCCUGGCACCCUACCAGGAGUUCCUGCAGAGGGCCAAGGACUCAGACCCCAUCCUGGUCUCCAGGAAGCAUAUGUGGGAGCACUCCUCACCCCAAAACACAGGUGACAGCCAGGAGCCUGCUGCCCUCAGAGACGUCUCGGUGGUGUCCAGCCUGAGGUCAGGCAGUGAUGCAGUGCAGAGCCAAGGGGAAAGCUGUUACCCAAGCAUCCUUAAAAAGCCAAAGCCUCUGUCCCAAGAGCAGGAGUCUCAGGAGGGCAGCCCUGAUGGGAUGGGCACUGAGGAGCUGCCCCCUGAGGAGAUGGCGCUGGAUCUUAGCUUCAAGAAGAGAUUGGUGGAAGCUGGGGACACCCAGAGACCCACUGGGUGUGCAGAGGGGACACUGAACGGAGAGGAUAAGGAGGAGAAAGAAGCUGCAGGGGAGAACGUGGGGUUGGGAGAGGGUGCACAGCCUGCAGUGCCUGAGGCGGACUCUGGCGGCAGGAGCAACUUCCAGAGCUCAGUCAACUUCAUGUUCCAAAAAUACAAGCUCCUGCUCUCCCUCCCACCCAGCACUGAGCCCCCCCGGCAGGAUGGCAGCCCCAUAGCCCCCCAGCCCAGCCCCCCCAGCAGCAUCCCCACGCUGGCUCACCCAGCCUCCUCCACAUCCAGCAACCCCGCAUUGCCACUGGCUGGCCCCCAGCUCAGCAUCAUCAUUGGUCCAAACCUUCCCCAGACCCUGCUUCUCAAAGCCCCCUCCACCCCAGUGGUGGAGAGGGUCUCAGUGGUCAAGCAGGUUGGUGGUGUCACCUCGCAGACCCCCACACAGAUCCCCUCACAAACCCCCUCACAAACCCCCUCACAAACCCCCUCACAGACCUCCUCGCAGUGCUUCACCACCCUGCACACUUCGCUCUGUGACACGAUUUCGGGCUCCGUGUCCCGCUCCUCUCCGGAGCUCCUGCGACAGUGGCUGGAGAAGGCUGAGCCAGCAGAAGAGCUGGGAGAGAUGCCCAAAUCCCUGCCCAAGCCCAAAAAUGGCUCCAAGGCUCCCAGUCCUCAGAAUCCCAGCAACGGCAGGGAGAUCUGGCUGGCUUUCCAGGACGUGGCCAUGCUUCUCACCAAACUGCUCUGCCAGCUGGAGAGCUUCAAGUCCUCUUGCCCUUUCCCCUACGUCAUCCGGGCAGGAGCCAUCUUCAUCCCCAUACACGUGGUGAAGGAGAAGCUCUUCCCAAAGCUGCCAGGGAGCUUCGUGGACCAAGUGCUGCAGAAGCACAAGGUGGAGCUUCGUCCCACCACCCUCUCAGAGGAGAAGCACCUGAGGGACCUGGAGCUGAAGAGCUGCACCUCCCGCAUGCUGAAGCUCCUGGCGCUCAAGCAGCUUGGUGAAAUAUACCCCGACCUGCUCAACCUCCACUGGCACAGCUCCAUCCAGCAGCAGCUCGGUUCAAGCUCAGAGACUGGCCAGCAGCCUCCCAAGUUCAAGCUCAGAGACUGGCCAGCAGCCUCCCAAGUAGGUAGCCCUGGCAUGGAGGCACUGAAAGCUGAUGGCAAAGUGACUACCACAGACAGAUCAAGGAAAAGGAGGCACUGAGGGAUGUGCCAAGGGCAACAGCCAAAAAAUGAUGGGAAUGGGAAGGUCCUGAGUCUCCAGAGCUGUGGAUGCCAAGACCACCAGCAGCCCUGCAGGCAGGUGCUCAGCUCCCACCAGCAUCAGGAUCCUCCAGGAUGUUGAUACCUUGCCAGGGACCCUGUGGGAAUGCUGCUUAGGGUGGAGAACAGCUCAGUGGUGCUCCAGGGACACACACAGGGAUGCUGGUUGGUUAUGAGCCCCUCACGGUAGCUGGAGCUGCUUUUGUUUGAAUGGAUCUUUUAGUGCAUCUCCUGCCUCUAUCCCUGACUGCCCUGCUGAGCUGAGAAGGAAUGGCUGGAGUUCCAGUGGAGCUGCAGCAAGAAGAACAUGGAAAUGGCCACAGCACCGUCCCCAGCCUUGGAAAAAGGGACUGCAGGGAUGCCAUCCCACCUCCUCCUCUCUCCUCUGAAUCCCCCCUUCUGCUUUACCCACACCAUUCCAAUAAACUUCCCUUUCCUCUGAGAUUUUCACCUUUAAAAUGCCACAAAGUCCUGGCAUGACAGCAGGGGCAAGGGAAUCGUGACUUGCAUAGUCCCAGGGCUAAGUUUUUAUUGUUACAAAUGAAGACAUUUUACAAAUGUUCUGGAUUUACCUUUAUAAGGAGCUGCUGCCUUCAGGUCAUGUGUUUUGGUUUUUUUUCUUUAAAUACAAUAACUUAUACUUGUAGUUCUAUUUAAACUAAAAGCCUGCAAGAAAGAUUUACACUCUUAAAGAAAACCAAAUCACUUAACCUCCCAAAUUCUGUCCCGAAGGAGACGUGGGAGAUGCACAUUUAGGGACCACCUUGGUGGAGACUAAAGGGGCAGAGAGGGGAGGGAUGCUGCCAGACCUUGGAUCCUUUCAUCCCAAAGGGUUAUGGGCAUCCCAGCAUUUAUGGACAUCCCCUCACCCUGGGGGGCUGCAGUGGGGUACACAGCAGAGGCCUUAAAAACUCAAAAAACCUCAGGUGUUCUUCAAGCUGCUGCAAGGGCAUGGAGCAACAAAAUGUUAUUCAAAUGUUUUAUUUCACUACAGGGAAUAUUUAUUUUAAACUAAGCAAACAGAGUGUGGGGGGGAAAUGACCCUACCCAAACUGUACUUAUUUUAGCCCAAAGGUGUGUUUGCUACUGGGGGAUUUCUGUGGGUGCCUUCCUGGUUUUCUGUGGGGAUGGGGUGGCCGUGGAUGGGAUGGGUAAGGGGGAUGCUGCUGUUCUCCUCACUCCCCCUCACCACUCCAUGCCUGUGCACAGUGAUUUGGAAAGCAGUGUUUGUAAAUAGUAUUAUUGUUUUUAUAUGUGUAUAAGGUUCUGGGAAAGAAAGUUCCUUCCCUUUAUUUAAUUUUUUUGUAAGAAUAUGAAGAGUUGCCUCACUUGGUUUAAAAGAGUUUGGCUUGUUUCCAGA